CACCAGCGCCCGAGCCCCCGGGCCCGCCCAGCGACGCCCCCCGCCUCCCCACACGCAUCCUUAACUCUUCCCUCACCGCCGCGUACUUACGGACGUCGCCAGCGGGGGAACGGGCUCCCCGCGGGGCUGGCCGCCUCCUCUCCUCUGGGAUUCCAGUGGGGACCCCCGAGCGUCCCUUGCCCCGCUUGCCCCCAAGUCUGGGGUCACUGGAAGGCGCCCCCUGCUUGGGGCGGAACCCGUGCUACGCAGGUUCCUAUCUCUGGCUGGGCCCCGGGAUCCCGAGGGCUAGGGCUCGCGCUCCCCUGCGCAGCACCCGGCGGAGGUCCCCUCCGAGGCCCAGGCGCCCCCCUCCCGCGGGGACUCCGUCUUUAUUUUUUGGUAAGGGGAGGCUCAGCGGAAGCCCCGAGUUAUAAUUAGCCGCACUCGGGUUUCCUAGUUAAUCCCCAGCACCACCACUCUGCAGCUCAGGGCGGCGGGCGCUGGGUGAGGGGUGACCGCCGGGAGAGGGGGGAGUUCCAACCCGGGGAAUUUUGAUCCCUUGGCUGGAGAUGCCGGAACCACAGCAGCUGCUGCCCCAAAAUAGCGCCCCCGCCCCUGCAGCCGGGGAUCUCCUGAGCUCCUGGAACACGGGCGUCCCGGCUCGCCCUUCAGGCCCCUCCGCAAUGCCCACGAACCCCCAGACCCCCGCCCCAAGUUCCUGGCUCCCGGGCUUGGGGCGGGGAGCGCCGUCCUUUUCUCGGUCUCUACUGCCGCCGCCUGGCGGCAGCGUGCAACACAACAUCGGACGGAUAGGGGACUCGAGUCUUGGGGGGCGAGGGCUGGCAAGCCUGUUUGCUGGGGUUAGGCAAGAGAUGCGUGCAGCAAACGGGAACCAGCGAGUCCUAGCUAGCUGUGCUAGACAGUGGAUGAGGCAGGGCAGGGUGGGGCAGAGUGUGAAGCAGGCAGGACUUGGAGUGCCCCAGGACCUCCGGCUCCCACACCCUGAAUACCCAACCCACCCCCCAGAGACUCAGCCCUGGACAGCCCAGGAGAGGCUUGGGCUGCGCCUUCACCCCGCCGCAAGCUCCUCUAUCAGCGCCGCCUGUCAGUGAGGGCCCCGCCCCUGCCGUGUGGCCUCUGCGUGGACUGCGGCCUCUGGUGUCCGCACUGCACGCACUGGGCCAGGCCCAGUACACGCAGCGGGGAAGGUGAGGGCUGAGGGCCCUCUGCGAGGCAGGGGGCGGGGACGUUCCUUGGCAAGUCUGGUUUGUCUGUCUGGAUGUGUGUCUGCCUAGUCUCUGCCUUCUUGCUUCUGUCUGCCUGUGUCCUUGUCUCUGCCUGUCUCCCUCCCUCCAUUUCUCUCCUCCUCUCUGCUAACCUGCCCCACCUCCUCUGCAGCUCAGUGAUAACCCUUGGGCAAGAGUGUUACCUAAUCUCCUCCCUCUGCGGUGCCUCAGGCCUUCACCCUUUGCCUUUUUUUCUCCCAACAGACACCUGCCUGCCCUGACAGUCAUGCGGCCUCCGCGGUGUCCCCUGCAUAUGCCUUCCCUGGCUUCCCCACUCCUUCUCCUCCUCCUCUUCCUCCUUGGAGGAGGUACAGGGGCUGAGGGCUUGGAGGACCCAGAGCUACUGGUGACUGUGCGUGGGGGCCGGCUACGGGGCAUCCGCCUAAUGGCUCCUGGGGGCCCUGUCUCUGCUUUUCUGGGCAUUCCUUUUGCGGAGCCACCCGUGGGCCCGCGUCGCUUUCUGCCACCAGAGCCCAAGCGGCCCUGGGCAGGAGUGCUGGACGUCAAGGCUUUCCAGAGUGUCUGUUACCAGUACGUGGACACCCUGUACCCUGGUUUUGAAGGCAUCGAGAUGUGGAACCCCAACCGUGAGCUGAGUGAGGACUGCCUCUACCUCAACGUGUGGACACCAUACCCCCAGCCUUCAUCCCCCGCCCCUGUCCUGGUCUGGAUCUAUGGGGGUGGCUUUUACAGUGGGGCUUCGUCUCUGGAUGUGUACGAUGGCCGCUUCCUGGCACAGGCUGAGGGGACUGUGUUGGUGUCCAUGAACUACCGGGUGGGAGCCUUUGGUUUCCUGGCCCUGCCAGGGAGCCGGGAGGCCCCAGGCAAUAUGGGUCUACUGGAUCAGAGGCUGGCACUGCAGUGGGUGCAGGAGAAUGUGGCAGCCUUUGGGGGGGACCCAACAUCAGUGACGCUGUUUGGGGAGAGUGCAGGUGCCGCCUCUGUGGGCAUGCACCUGCUGUCCCCCCCUAGCCGGGGCCUGUUCCACAGGGCUGUGCUGCAAAGUGGGGCACCCAAUGGACCCUGGGCCACCGUGGGCGUGGGAGAAGCCCGCCGCAGAGCCACACUUCUGGCUCGUCUCGUAGGCUGUCCCCCAGGCAGCACUGGUGGCAAUGACACAGAGCUCGUGGCCUGCCUACGGACACGGCCAGCCCAGGACCUGGUUGACCAUGAGUGGCACGUACUGCCUCAGGAAAGUGUCUUCCGCUUCUCCUUUGUGCCUGUGGUAGAUGGAGACUUCCUCAGUGACACACCCGAGGCCCUCAUCAACGCUGGAGACUUCCAGGGCCUGCAGGUGCUGGUGGGUGUGGUGAAGGAUGAGGGCUCCUAUUUUCUGGUUUACGGGGCCCCAGGCUUCAGCAAAGACAACGAGUCACUCAUCAGCCGGGCCCAGUUCCUGGCUGGGGUGCGGGUCGGGGUCCCCCAGGUGAGUGACCUGGUAGCCGAGGCUGUGGUCCUGCAUUACACAGACUGGCUGCACCCUGAAGACCCAGCACGGCUUAGGGAGGCAAUGAGUGAUGUGGUGGGUGACCACAACGUGGUGUGUCCUGUGGCCCAGCUGGCUGGGCGACUGGCCACCCAGGGUGCCCGGGUCUAUGCCUACACUUUUGACCACCGUGCCUCCACGUUGUCCUGGCCCCUCUGGAUGGGGGUGCCCCACGGCUACGAGAUCGAGUUCAUCUUUGGGCUCCCCCUGGAACCCUCCUUAAACUACACCGUUGAAGAGAGAAUCUUUGCCCAGCGGCUGAUGAGAUAUUGGGCCAACUUCGCCCGCACAGGGGACCCCAAUGAUGCCCGGGACCCAAAAGCCCCGCAGUGGCCACCGUACACGGCGGGCGCACAGCAGUACGUCAGCCUGAACCUACAGCCGCUGGAGGUGCGGCGGGGGCUGCGCGCGCAGGCCUGCGCCUUCUGGAACCGCUUCCUACCCAAAUUGCUCAGUGCCACCGCCUCGGAGGCUCCCUGCACCUGCUCAGGCCCCGCCCACGGGGAGGCUGCCCUGAGGCCCAGACCCGGCCUCCCCCUGCCCCUCCACCUCCUCUCCCGGCUCCUGCGGCUGUGACCAUGGCCUCCUCCCCUCCGGCCUCAGGCGGCCUCUCCUCUAAUGAGUGGUCCACCGUGGGGAAGGGCCCCACUCAGGGAUCUCCAGCUUAACGACCCCCCCCUUAUCAAAUCAAGACUCAUACUGGACAGAGGGGGAGGGGUGACCCACGACCCGACUCUGGGACCCACAGGCCUUUGUUGUUUGAAUAACGCCAAAUACUUUCAUAUAUGAAAUUAACCUUUGCAGCCUAAGCCUGCUGUUGCGGGGAGAGGGAGGACCCGGAGCGAGACAGCACCCCCAGUGGGACUAUAACUGUCAACGAUUUCUGUCUCUUUUUUCCCCCACCAACCCAUGGAUCCUCCCCCUCUGAUCCCUCUGUCCCCUGUCUUCCGGUCACUUUCUCCUCCCUCUCCUUCCUGCCAUCCUUCCCUGGCCCCGCCUCUAUCUCCAUCCUCCCUCUCGUCUUUGCGUUUUUCAUAUAUUCUCCUGAUCCUCUUUCCAUCUCACGUGGCCUCCCUACGUUGUCCGUGUGUCCUCCCUACACCCACGUUCCCCACCCCCAAUGUCCAUUUCCCGACCUCCCCCGUGUUGUCCUCCCCCCACCCACUUGC
Loxodonta africana (African savanna elephant) is the source of this 3920-nucleotide messenger RNA. RefSeq names its product acetylcholinesterase (Yt blood group) (gene ACHE). Bases 1492 to 3327 code for a protein of 611 amino acids. The record is from RefSeq and is a predicted model, not a curated record. Gene Ontology annotation, cellular component: plasma membrane. The transcript has 4 exons. Gene Ontology annotation, molecular function: acetylcholinesterase activity. Gene Ontology annotation, biological process: choline metabolic process; acetylcholine catabolic process. NCBI's taxonomy places the organism in Eukaryota, Metazoa, Chordata, Mammalia, Proboscidea, Elephantidae.